Molecule: messenger RNA, 575 nt
Organism: Brachypodium distachyon (stiff brome)
Lineage: Eukaryota; Viridiplantae; Streptophyta; Magnoliopsida; Poales; Poaceae
Exons: 1
Coding region: 184-450 (88 amino acids)
Source: RefSeq, a predicted model, not a curated record
CCAGGGCCUCCUUCCUGUAUAUAACCGCGUCCCACUUCCACUCUCUUCUCACCAAACACAAGCAUCACUUAAGCAGCUCCAUCAGUUCUGAGUUCUCUAGCUACUACACUUGCUAAACUACAGCGAUCACAGUUCACAGAUCAGUCUCCACAAACGCAGCAGCAGCAAGAAGAUUAGAAGAAGAUGGCUGGUGUGGCUAAGGCGUCGUGGAUGGUGGCGAUGAGCGUGGGGGCCGUGGAGGCGCUCAAGGAUCAGGCCGGGCUCUGCCGCUGGAACUACGCUCUCAGGUCCAUCCACCGCGCCGCCAAGGCCAACGUCCAGGCAAGGGGCGGCCUCUCGCAGGGCAAGAAGCUGUCCCCUGCCGCGGCGAUGGCAGAGAGGGGGAGAGCUGAGAAGGCAGAGGAGGGGUUGAGGACGGUCAUGUACCUCAGCUGCUGGGGUCCCAACUAAGCUAGUAGUGUUAUUAGCAGCAAAAUUAGCCAUGGCCUGCUAUGCUACUUGGCUGGUUAAUUGCCUCCUGAUUGUAAAUAUGGACCACGAUGAUGAUGAUGAAAAUUUCUGCCCACUUGAGUUUA